AUGUCGUUAACAACAUCACAACAACAAAAAAUGAAUUCUUUUAAACUUUACAUGGAAUUAGUUAAACUACUUGAAAUUAAUCAAAAUGGAAGACUUAUUUUACCAUUUGCUCGUCGUUUGAUUCUAAUUGAUCGUCCAAUUAAAAAAACAUCUGGUAACAAACAUUAUGAUACAUGUAUGCUAUGUCAACGUCAACCAUAUGAACCUACACCAUCAACAACACAAUCUUCUUUAUCUAGUUAUUGUGAAAAUGGAAGUGAACAAAAUACAACAUUUGGAACAAUGUCUUUACCACCGUCACCAUUUGUUUGUGAUCCUUAUGAAUCUUAUGACUGGGAAUGUUAA
This is a messenger RNA of Rotaria sp. Silwood2, 345 nucleotides long. Lineage: Eukaryota; Metazoa; Rotifera; Eurotatoria; Philodinida; Philodinidae. The record is from the annotation of a GenBank genome assembly.